This is a messenger RNA of Paraglomus brasilianum, 2130 nucleotides long. The record is from the annotation of a GenBank genome assembly. NCBI's taxonomy places the organism in Eukaryota, Fungi, Glomeromycota, Glomeromycetes, Paraglomerales, Paraglomeraceae.
AUGUCUGCAACAGAAACGAGUGAUAGUAGCUGGGGCGCUCCUGCUAAUGUCUCCGAAUGGAACACCGAAACUGCCCCAGAACAGAAUAUAGACGGGCAGGGCAAUGAACAAGACGUGCAGAAUGCUGACAAUAGCAAACAGAAUCCCGAUGGAUGGGGACCAAGCACUCAGAAUCCCGAUAAUGCGGAUGGAUGGGGUGAUGGCAAAGAAAAGAGCACUCAGAAACUUGAGAAUUCGGACGAAUGGGGAGAUAGUAAAGAAACAAGCACUCAGAAACUUGAGAAUUCGGACGAAUGGGGAGAUAGUAAAGAAACAAACACUCAGAAUGCGGAUGAUAAAAAAGAAACAAACGCUCAGAAUGCGGAUGAUAAAAAAGAAACAGGCGCUCAGAAUGCGGAUGGAUGGGGUGAUAAGAAAGAAACAGGCGCCCAGAAUGCGGAUGGAUGGGGUGAUAAGAAAGAAACAGGCGCUCAGAAUGCGGAUGGAUGGGGCGAUACUAGAGAAACAAGCACUCAGAAUGCGGAUGGAUGGGGUGAUAAUAAAGAAACAGGCGCUCAGAAUACGGGUGGAUGGGGUGAUAAUAAAGAAACAGGCGCUCAGAAUGCGGAUGGAUGGGGCGAUACUAGAGAAACAAGCACUCAGAAUGCGGGUGGAUGGGGAUCUAAUAACGAAACAGGUCAGGGUAUUAAUUGGAAUGAUAAUUCAGAAAUCGCCAAUAGUGGCGAGUACGCUGUGGAUGCGUGGAAUAAAGACGUUGCUGAAAAACAGUGGGGUAGAAGCAGCCACGAGAGGGGUGGCAGAGGAAGGAGAAAUCCACGAGGAGACCGCGGAGAUCGUGGAGACCAUGGAGAUUUUAGGCAGCGUCACGAUGAACGGGACAAAUACAAAAGUUCAGAAGGGCCCCGAGAAAAGUUUGGCAGACAAACUAUGGAGGAUCGUCGUGGACAUGGACGGAGAGGGUCAUACUCGCGCGGUGGAGGAGGAUCGAAUAAAGGGAAAGAUCAUACGUCUACCGAAAAUGAUAAUACCAUAGAAGAAUCAAGCACUGAGAAUACUCGACUUUUUUGUAAACCAGGUGGACUGUACGACAGUGUUCAUGCUCCGCCAUAUGUAAACAAGGACCGUGUGCUAUCUGGUGGGACCAGAGAGAAACCGGAUGAGAGCGAAGUAGAUGAACGUAUGAAAAAAAUUAAAGAGCGAAACGAAAAGCUACUUGAGAAGAGGAAGGCAAAACAGGAAGAAGAGGAAUUUAAGAAAGCAGAAGAAGAAAGGAAGAAAAAAGAAUUACAAGAUAUAGAAGCUCAGAGAUUGAAACAACAAGAAGAUGAGGAGGAGCAAGAGCGAAGAGAUUUUCAACAAAGGCGACUGCAAGACUCGGAACGCGAAAUCAAUGCGCAGCGUAAGAAUCAGCACCGCGAUAAUCGUGAAUGGGACAAAGAAAAGCAGGAAUCCGAAUGGAGCCAUAAGCCCUACACGGAUUAUUCUCCGUCAUCCCCUAAAUCCUACAAUCGAUCCGUCGGGGGGAGAAUGGGGGGGAGAAGAGAUGACUCUGGGAAAGGAGACUGGCAGGAUAAGCAAGAAAGUGGGAUUGAAAAGUGGGGUGGAAGUUGGGAUAAUAAUACAACGAUCGAUACGACGGCCGAUUGGUCAAAUGUGACUGGUUCCACGAAAGGCGAGUUUUGUUUUUUUGAAAUCUUGGCAAGAUUUGGAGGCAUAUGGAGGAAUAGGAAAUGGUGUGGCGUACAUAUUCCCCUUCCUUAUAUAUUGCUUAUACGCAAUAAGCCGUGGGGAGAAAGCGAUAGGGAUGAGACUCCAGGCGCGGACCUGCCUAGCCCUCUCGAGGCCUUCGCUCCUAAAAACUUUGAUAGUGUAGAGCAGAGUGUUAAUAAUGGGGAUUCGAAACCCAGUAAAGCAUCUGGACAAGCAGCUGGUUGGGCCGAUCGAAUGGAGGCCGCCGAUAAAGCUUCUGCGGAAAGGCAGAAAAAAGCCGAUAAUGAUUGGAAAAAAGAUGCAACCUGGGAUUCUGGCAAAAGAUUUGAUGCCACCUACCAAGCAACUGGCGAGUGGGGUGGAGCUUCUAGUCAAAACGAGGGUAAUUAUCUCGUGUCAAGUGAAAAAAGUGAAUAUUGA